Molecule: messenger RNA, 282 nt
Organism: Mycotypha africana
Lineage: Eukaryota; Fungi; Mucoromycota; Mucoromycetes; Mucorales; Mycotyphaceae
Product: high mobility group box domain-containing protein
Exons: 2
Biological process (GO): regulation of transcription by RNA polymerase II; anatomical structure morphogenesis; cell differentiation
Molecular function (GO): DNA-binding transcription factor activity, RNA polymerase II-specific; RNA polymerase II cis-regulatory region sequence-specific DNA binding
Source: RefSeq, a predicted model, not a curated record
AUGUUUUCGAUUUCUGCAUCAUCAUUCACUUUAAAGCACAGAGAUCAAAAGAAAGAACAUCGCAUUCCUCGCCCACCCAACAGUUUCCUCGUCUUUCGCCAAAAGAUGCAAAAGCAAAUCCAAGAAAAAUAUCAAGGUGCCAACCAACGAGACAUGUCCAAAAUUAUUUCUCAAUGGUGGCACGCCUUGAAGCCCAAAGAUAAGCAAGUCUAUGCCGAUGAAGCAAAAAAGUUGACCUUGGAGCACAAACAAAGAUACCCUAAUUAUAAAUUUAGACCCAAG